AGAGAGUCCGAGAAGUCGGUCGUCGGGUUCAGUGAGCAGCGGCUUUCGUGAAACGUAGGAUCAUCGUGCGAUCGAUCGACCGAUCGACCCUCCAUCCGUCAGUCCGUCCGUUGCUUUAAUAAAGCCGUUGCUCGUGCGUCCUCGUCCCGUCCCAGUGGCCAAUCCCGACUGCCGUCAACGGCAUCCACGUCCACGAAGCCAUGCCUGAAUUCUUCGGCAAGAAGUACAAGCUCUCCAGCAGCAAGAACUUUGACGAGUUCAUGAAGGCACUCGGUGUCGGCAUAAUAGUCCGAAAAAUGGGAGCUACCGUAAGUCCAGUUGUCCAAGUGACUAAGGAUAAUGACGAGUACACCUUGAAAACCGAGAGCACAUUCAAGAACUCGGAAAUCAAAUUUAAACUUGGCGAGGAAUUCGAAGAGGAGACGCCCGAUGGCCGCAAAGUCAAGAGUAUCGUCACGCUGGACGGGAACAAAAUGACUCACAUACAGAAGGGUGACAAGCAAACAGUUAUUGAACGAGAAUUCACCCCCACGGAAAUGACAGCGGUUAUGAAGGUUGAUGACAUCGUUUGCACUAGGGUCUACAAGAUUGAAAACUAAUUCUAUUAAGAAAUUACUGUAUGAUUUUUAUACAAUAUUAAUUAAAAGAUUUGAGAGAACAAAUCCAACGCUAUGGAGAAUUUGAUGACUUGAAGAUACAUCAAAUUUAAAUCGACCAAUUAUUUGUAUAAAUAUCUUUUAUUUUAAAACUAUUUAUCCCUUC
Molecule: messenger RNA, 762 nt
Organism: Ceratosolen solmsi marchali
Lineage: Eukaryota; Metazoa; Arthropoda; Insecta; Hymenoptera; Agaonidae
Gene: fabp
Product: fatty acid binding protein
Exons: 3
Coding region: 201-599 (132 amino acids)
Molecular function (GO): lipid binding
Source: RefSeq, a predicted model, not a curated record